AUGGUACCCAAUGACAGCCAUCAAUAUAUGGCAAUCAUCAGCUUACUAAAGCAUUUUGGAUGGACAUGGGUUGGACUUUAUGUUGUAGAGGGUGACGGUGGAGAAAAAUUCCUGCAGACCCUGGAACCAUUGCUGUCUAAAUAUGGAAUCUGUUCAGCCUUCUUCCAAAAUAUACCACAAGUAGCCCAUUUAGAUAAGCUGGGUAAAACGAUGGAUGUGAUCUUGGAUCUCUCUCUCUCUCUAAGAGAUAAUAAAGUCAGCGCAUGUAUAAUCUUUGGAGAAAGUUUAACCAUUGUUUGGAUGAGAACUGCUAUAUUUUUUAGUGAUCCUGAAAAUAAGAAAAGCUCAUCGUUUAGAAAGGUUUGGAUCAUAACAACCCAGAUUGAAUUAAUAUUAACAGGUCUUCAAAGGUCUUGGGAUCUUGAUUCCUUUCAAGGUGCAAUUUCCUUAACAAUUCACUCAGAACAGAUUCUAGGGUUCAAGACGUUUCUUCAGAAUAUAAAGCCUGAUAGAAUAGACAGAGAUGGUUUCCUCAAGGACGUCUGGGAGCAAGCAUUCGACUGUACAUUGCCAAACCCCAGUGUGCCUUUGGAUAGUAAUGAACAUUGUACUGGGGAAGAGAGACUGAAGAGCCUUCCGGGGGCACUGUUUGAAAUGGGCAUGGCUGGCCACAGCUACAGUAUCUACAAUGCUGUCUAUGUUGUGGCUCAUGCUUUGCAUGCCAUUGUCUCAACUAGAUUGAAGCAGAAGACUUUAAUGGCAGAUGGAAAGUUGGAUCUUCAAGACUGGCAACCUCUGAAGCUGCAAACUUUUCUUUGUGGCAUUAUAUUUAAUAACUCUGCAGGAGAAACAUUGAGUUUCAAUGGUAAAAAGGAAAUGGAAGGUGUAUUUGACAUCAUGAACAUAGUCACAUUCCCAAACAAGUCCUUCCUUCGAGUGAAAGUUGGUCAAGUGGACAAUGAUGCUCUUGAAGCAAGAAGAAUCAUCAUUCAUGAGGACAUGAUUAAAUGGCACAAGGGUUUUAACCAGGUGGUACCUAUUUCUGUGUGUAAUGACCGCUGCUCCCCUGGUCAUCAAAAGAAAAAUAAGGAAGGGAAGAAAUUUUGCUGCUACGAUUGUGCUCCAUGUCCAGAAGGGAAGAUUUCAGACCAGAAUGAUAUGGAUGACUGUUUCAGAUGCCCAGUAGACCAAUAUGCAAACAGGAACAAAGAUGGAUGCAUCUCCAAAACAAUGAGCUUUCUUUCUUAUGAAGAACCCUUAGGGAUCAGCUUAGCCUCAAUUGCUAUUUGUUUCUCCAUUGUCACAACUUUAGUCUUUUUAGCUUUUGUGAAGCACAGAGAUACACCCAUUGUCAAAGCCAACAACCGAGAUCUCACCUACACUCUCCUCAUUUCUCUUCUGCUCUGCUUUCAAUCUUCUUUGCUAUUCCUUGGCAAACCAGGGGAAAUGGCCUGCUUCCUCAGACAACCUACUUUUGGCAUCAUCUUCUCUGUGGCUGUUUCUUGUGUGCUGGCCAAAACCAUUACCGUAGUUGUAGCUUUCAUGGCCACCAAGCCAGGGUCCAGCCUGAGGAAGUGGGUGGGGAAAAGACUGGCCAACUCCAUUGUCCUUUCCUGCUCUUUGAUUCAAGCAAGUCUGUGUACUCUCUGGUUGGCAACUUCUCCUCCAUUCCCAGAUUUAGACAUGCACUCACUAAUGGAAGAAAUCACUGUGCAAUGUAACGAAGGGUCUGUGACCUUGUUUUCCUGUGUCCUGGGCUACAUGGGCCUCCUGGCUUUCUUCAGCUUCCUCUCAGCAUUCCUGGCCCGCAAAUUACCUGACAGUUUCAAUGAAGCCAAGUUCAUUACCUUCAGCAUGUUGCUGUUCUGCAGUGUUUGGUUGUGUUUUGUCCCAACCUACCUGAGCACGAAAGGGAAGUACAUGGUGAUGGUGGAGAUCUUCUCCAUCUUGGCCUCCAGUGCUGGCUUACUGGGCUGCAUCUUUGCCCCAAAAUGCUAUAUUAUCAUGCUGAGGCCAGAGCUGAACAACAGAGAGCAACUAAUAAGAAUAAAGAAUUAA
Molecule: messenger RNA, 2058 nt
Organism: Podarcis muralis (Common wall lizard)
Lineage: Eukaryota; Metazoa; Chordata; Lepidosauria; Squamata; Lacertidae
Source: RefSeq, a predicted model, not a curated record